CGACCAAGAGCUGAAGCCGAGAACGAUGCCUGCGCUAAAGUUCGUGCGAUCCGUCUGGGAGUCUUUCCGAGCAUCCUCUGGCUUAGAGCCGAGGCUAUUAGAUGCUCUCCGCGUAACUCACGCUGCCCCCGGCCGCGUCAAGUUCGAACUCGAUAUCAAAAAAGAGCACACAAACCGCCUCAACAUUCUCCAUGGCGGAACAAUUGCCAGCAUGGUCGACCUUGGCGGCUCCCUAGCCGUAGCAUCUCGUGGCCUCUUUGCAACUGGCGUAUCCACUGACCUCUCCGUAACCUACCUCUCCUCAGGUGGCAAAAUCGGCGACCUCAUCAAAGCCGAGGUAACGUGCGACAAAUUCGGCAAAACCAUGGCCUUCACUUCAAUCCGAUUUAUGACGAGCAAGGACGAAAUGUUUGCACGGGGAAGCCAUACCAAGUACAUCGCGCAAGCAUGGAAAGAUCCUCACAAUAUCGUUGAUGAGCUCACACCGAAGAGCGAGAAGAAAGAGUAAGCUUUUGGCGGCGCCGAAUUGCGGGUUUGGUACAGAUACACAAAGGAAGGGCACAGGACGACCAUCAUCGAAAUAUCCUUAUUAAUCUAUUACUAUCCUGCAGACAGACUGUUCAGACACAGUCUCUCCGUCCAUCCGCACGCACGCACGCAAUGGUAACCUAGCAAUCCACCAAGUUCUGACGGUAAGAGCUAACUUGGCGGACGGGUCGAAACCCGAUGCGUAUCGCUCGACGAGACAGCCAGGGCGGCAGGACCCAGGGCAGUCCGUAGAUGCGGAGGAAAAUUACGACGCCCUCCCUAGGUAAGAGA
This is a messenger RNA of Trematosphaeria pertusa, 819 nucleotides long. Its product is annotated as acyl-coenzyme A thioesteras-like protein 13. Lineage: Eukaryota; Fungi; Ascomycota; Dothideomycetes; Pleosporales; Trematosphaeriaceae. Gene Ontology annotation, molecular function: fatty acyl-CoA hydrolase activity. The coding region runs from base 26 to 508 and encodes 160 amino acids. The record is from RefSeq and is a predicted model, not a curated record. The transcript has 7 exons.